This is a messenger RNA of Hyphopichia burtonii NRRL Y-1933, 1188 nucleotides long. RefSeq names its product diacylglycerol/polyprenol kinase family protein. Gene Ontology annotation, molecular function: ATP-dependent diacylglycerol kinase activity. Lineage: Eukaryota; Fungi; Ascomycota; Pichiomycetes; Serinales; Debaryomycetaceae. The transcript has a single exon. Gene Ontology annotation, biological process: phosphatidic acid biosynthetic process. The record is from RefSeq and is a predicted model, not a curated record. Gene Ontology annotation, cellular component: endoplasmic reticulum membrane. The coding region runs from base 52 to 1080 and encodes 342 amino acids.
CUUCCUUAUACUGUCAACCCCUUAUAAAUCGUCAGUAGAAGCAGAGCCAUUAUGAGUGUAUCGCAGCCUCAAACGCCACGCAAAUCCAAAGCCGGUGGUUCCAUUGCCAGUGGAAGCAAAAGCUUACAGGGGACCCCGAAGUCAAUUAAAAGAAGAACCGUUUUGGAUCCAAACAGUUCAUACAUCGAAGAAGAAGACGAGACGUAUGUGUUCAACGAGAGUACGGUCAACACCUCUGAGGCAGAUUUAGAUGAUUAUUCGGAGAUUCUUGAGGAGGAAUUAGAUCUUGAUACCGAUGAAGGCAAUCAGCUUGCUAGAGACAAGCAAGCUAUACCGGAAGCUGGUGAUAACCCCACCGAUAAUUCAACAGAAGUAGAACAAAAACAACCGAGUAGACUUCGUGAGUUUUUAGUCAAACAUGAAAUAAUUAGAAAAGGAUUACAUGCAUCCAUUGGACCGUUUACUUUAUGGAUGUACACUCUUGGAAUCAACCAAAAACAGUUUAUACCCCCUUUACUGCUUUUGUUUAUAGUGAUUUUCAUUCAAGAUUACAUUCGUUUGCACAAUCCUCAACUCAAUGCCAAAAUCGUUAAAACCUGGUGGUUCCUUAUUCGCGAAUCGGAAGUUAACAGUUAUAACGGAGUUUUAUGGUACCUUCUGGGACUUGUGCUUGUCUUUUGUUUUGCUCCCAAAGAUGUUAGUUUGAUGAGUGUGUUAUUGUUGAGUUGGGCCGACACUGCUGCUUCCACUUUUGGCAGACAGUAUGGCAAAUACACUCCAAAGAUCCUUCCUGGCAAGUCCUUAGCUGGGACGUUUGCUAGUUUUGUAACCGGGGUCUUGAGCUGUUAUCUUGUGUAUGCAUAUUUCAUCCCAGUCUAUAAUGAAAAAGUUAAUGUUCCCGGUGAUAUUUAUUGGUCUGUCCAGCUGAGUAACUUGAACUUACAUUACUUUGCCAUCUUAAGUGGAAUUGUUGCUGGUGCUUCGGAAUUAGUAACUUUCUAUAACAUGGACGACAAUUUUUCAAUCCCAGUCUUGAGUGGUGUCUUUCUCUAUGGUGCAGUUCGCUACUUCCAUGUUUGAUUCAUUUUUGUUCCCCAAGCAUCCCUUUAUUUAUUAGACCUGAAAUACUAAAGAAAAAGUAAUAGAAAAAACCAGAUUUAAAAAAACAUGAAAAAUUGAAAAAAAAAA